CUCAGCGCGCUACGGCCGCUCCGCCAGUCUUCACUACGUGCGGACGCAGAGGCUGUUGCGGGGAAGUUCAGACCGACUCCAAGUUCUAACCGUACAGAGGAGUGACACGCGCCACGAGCACGGGGACAGAGAAGUGACGAGCCCCACAAGCACGGGGACAUCAUCACGCACCAGGAUGAAGUUCGGGAAGACAGUGUGCGUCCUGAACGUCGGCGGCGCGCGGUACGUCUUCUCCGGGGACGUGAUCCGGGACUUCCCGCUGAGCCGCGUGAGCCGCCUGCACAGGUGCGCGUCGGAGCGCGAGGUGCUCGAGGUGUGCGACGACUACGACCGCGAGACUAACGAGUUCUUCUUCGACCGGCACGCGGAGGCAUUCGGCUUCAUCCUGCUGUACGUGCGCCGCGGCGCUCUGCGUUUCGCGCCGCAGAUGUGCGAGCUGUCCUUCUACCACGAGAUGCGCUACUGGGGGCUCGAGACCCCCGACCUGGAGCCCUGCUGCCAGCGGCGGCUGGACGACCGCCUGACGGACACCUUCACCGCCCUCCCGGAGGAGGGGGACCUCCGGGGGCCACAGGGGCUCCCAGGAGGGCCCUCGUGCUCUCCAGCCACCGAGCCCGCCUCCCGACUCGCUCGGUGGCUGGAGAGCACGAGGAGGACCUUCGAGGAGCCUACCUCGUCUCUCGCGGCCCAGGUCCUCGCCUCGGUUUCCAUGCUGUUCGUCUUGGUCUCCAUGGUGAUGCUCUGCGCGAGCACGCUCCCGGACUGGCGCACAGAGGAGGGCAAGGUGGUGGGGGAGAACAGGGUGAUGGAGGCGGUGUGCAUCGGUUGGUUCACCGCCGAGGUCAUCAUCCGCUUCGUCGUCUCCCAGGACAAGUGUGAGUUUGCCCGGCGGCCACUGAACCUGAUUGACCUGCUGUCCGUCACGCCCUACUACGUGUCGGUCGCCGUGACGUCGCUGACGGGGGCGGACUCCCAGCUGCAGCGGGCCGGCGUGACGUUGCGAGUGCUGCGCAUCAUGAGGGUGUUCUGGCUCAUCAAGCUGGCCCGCCACUUCCUGGGGCUGCAGACGCUGGGGCUCACGCUGCGGCGAUGCUACCGCGAGAUGGUGAUGCUGCUGAUCUUCGUCUGCGUCGCCAUGGCGAUCUUCAGCGCCCUGGCCCAGCUGCUGGAGCACGGGCUGGACCGGGGAAACCCGGCCUUCGCCAGCAUCCCCGCCGCCUCCUGGUGGGUGAUCAUCUCCAUGACGACGGUGGGCUAUGGCGACAUGUACCCGGUCUCGGUGGCGGGCCGUGUGCUUGGGGGCUUGUGCGUGGUGAGCGGCAUCGUGCUGCUGGCCCUGCCCAUCACCUUCAUCUACCACAGCUUCGUCCAGUGCUACCAGGAGCUCAAGGUCCGCCACGCCCGCUGUGGGCGGAGCCUGGCCCAUGAGGGCGGAGCCUGACCGGGAGGGGCGGGGCCUCAGGACCUGAGGGGGGCGGACCCUCAGGAGCGGGGGGGGGGAGACAUGGGCUUUUGGGGGAGACAUGUGCUCCGGGGGGAGACAUGUGCUCCAGAGGGGAGACAUUGGCAUGAGGGGGGAGACAUGGGCUACUUACAACCACAUCGGCAUUGCCGUGUUCACGCUGACAAAAUGGCAGCUUUGUGAGCAAACGAGUCGCUGCAUGGUGCUUCAUCACCGCCGGGGGCACUGGCCUCGCUGGACGGGGACUCAACCGUGCGUAGUUUCAGGAGGAGAAGACGCAGCUUCAGCGGGAGUGAUGUCACGGGUCAUACCCAUGGGACAGCCCCAGGCCCCAACCCAGGGGGCCAGGGGUGGAGGGAGGCUGGGGACUGACUAAUCUGAAGAACCUGGAGAACCUGCUUCUUAAGACUAUAAACCAGGAGAGACGAGAUGUUCUGGUAGAACCAGGAGAGACGAGAUGUUCUGGUAGAACCAGACGAGACGUUCUGGUAGAACCAGGAGAGACGAGAUGUUCUGGUAGAACCAGACGAGACGUUCUGGUAGAACAUGGAUCAGGGUUUUCAGUCCGAGCAGCAGACCCAUGGUGCUCCCCCCCCUCCCCUCAUCAGAGGCGUCGGUAUAUUAACACAACAUUAAACCUGCUGAAGAAAGACCAACCUGUCAUCUCUGAUCUCACCCUUGAAACAACAGUUUUAAAACAGGAGGCUAUGAGGUGGAUAUUCUCUAUGAUGUUUUAUAUGUGAUGUAUUGUUUGGACAUUUUGCUAUUGUUGUUUCUGAUGGUUUGUAUAGUAUUGUUUGUAUCGUACUGUAUUGUUUGAAAUCUUCUACCGAUUGCCUGCAGUUGUAUUUGCCCUUGCUAAAUUACGCAAUUAACUAAAUCAUUUCAACUCAAUUAUAGACUCGACUAGAUUACCCACAUUUGUUCUAUUUUAUACACGUUUUCUUCAGGUUUAUAUGAUUAUAUUGCAGAAUCCACCGUUUUUAGAACCUCGUGCAUAAAUAAAGCAAUACUUGACUCGU
Molecule: messenger RNA, 2484 nt
Organism: Gadus morhua (Atlantic cod)
Lineage: Eukaryota; Metazoa; Chordata; Actinopteri; Gadiformes; Gadidae
Product: potassium voltage-gated channel subfamily G member 3-like
Exons: 2
Coding region: 176-1441 (421 amino acids)
Biological process (GO): protein homooligomerization; potassium ion transmembrane transport; action potential
Cellular component (GO): voltage-gated potassium channel complex; membrane
Molecular function (GO): delayed rectifier potassium channel activity
Source: RefSeq, a predicted model, not a curated record